Messenger RNA from Pneumocystis jirovecii RU7, 939 nucleotides. Its product is annotated as guanine nucleotide-binding protein subunit beta-like protein. Gene Ontology annotation, biological process: positive regulation of protein phosphorylation; rescue of stalled cytosolic ribosome. The record is from RefSeq and is a predicted model, not a curated record. Gene Ontology annotation, cellular component: cytosol; nucleus. Bases 1 to 939 code for a protein of 312 amino acids. Gene Ontology annotation, molecular function: translation regulator activity; ribosome binding; protein kinase C binding. The transcript is spliced from 6 exons. Lineage: Eukaryota; Fungi; Ascomycota; Pneumocystomycetes; Pneumocystales; Pneumocystaceae.
AUGGAUAAUUUAGUUCUCCGUGCGUCUCUAGAAGGGCAUUCUGGAUGGGUAACAGCCAUUGUAUGUUCUUCAGAAAAUCAGAACAUGAUUGUUUCUGCAUCUCGAGAUAAAACGAUUAUUGUAUGGGAAUUGACAGGAGAUGGGGGAUAUGGAGUCCCAAAAAAAGCUCUUCGAGGUCAUAGUCAUUUUAUUCAGGAUUUGGCGAUUUCAUCUGAUGGACAGUAUGUCCUUUCAGCAUCAUGGGACAAAACGCUUCGUUUGUGGGAUUUAAGUACAGGGAUGACGACGAAGCGGUUUGUUGGGCAUACGGGAGAUGUUUUGAGUGUUAGUUUUUCAGCGGAUAACCGACAGAUUGUGAGUGGAUCACGGGACAAGACGAUUAAGCUUUGGAAUACUCUAGGAGACUGUAAAAUGACAAUUCAGGAGGGGGGGCACACUGAUUGGGUUUCAUGUGUCCGUUUUUCACCUAGUCCUAGUAAUCUUAUUACUGUAUCAGCAGGAUGGGAUAAAUUUGUUAAGGUAUGGGAGCUUUCAACAUGCAAGCUUAGGACGAAUUAUAUUGGUCAUACUGGCUAUAUUAAUGCUGUUACUGUGUCUCCAGACGGAUCUCUAUGUGCAUCAGGCGGAAAAGACGGUACAGUUAUGCUUUGGGAUCUCAAUGAAUCAAAACACCUUUAUUCUUUAGACGCUUGUGAUAUUAUCAAUGCCUUAGUCUUUUCACCGAACCGGUAUUGGCUUUGUGCAGCGACGGUUACGAGUAUUAAAGUUUUUGACCUUGAAACAAAAAUUAUUGUUGAUGAACUUAAAGUCGAAUUUACAGGUGUUGGAAAAAGAUCGUCAGAUCCCGAAUGUAUUUCUCUCUGCUGGUCUGCAGAUGGACAGACUCUCUUUUCAGGUUAUACUGAUAACAUUAUCCGUGUUUGGCAGGUUACUGCAUAG